CUAUUUUGUAUGGUGCGCUUGUAUAUCUAGAAUGAAGGUUGUUCCAUGGUCGACCCCUUGAAGAAAGUUGAAUCCAUUCGCCUGAGACUUUUGCCCUACGCUUGAGCCGUGAUACUGAUAGUAGAAGCUUUAACUAUGGUUUCGGGACGAUUUGUUAUUGCCUUCUGCGUAUUUAUUGCAGCCUACAUGUACUACUCGCCCCAUGGACCCGUGGAGAGGACCCUGCAAUCAUGGCAGGCUCAGAUCCAACUACCGGUGGUCCGCUUUCACCGAGUUGCAGUUGGAGUGAAUGCUGGAGUGGACCUGAUCGUGUCUGCCACAGAGCUGCUGAAGAGUCUGGGGAUGACCCCUAGUCAGACCAGGACUGACCACCUGCACCUGGACAGUCUGCAGCAGCUGGAGGAGGCUGUGGGGUACUACAUGGAGAAGGGCGCGGCAGGGGAGCGCUACAUGGGGGACGGGGCACUGUUCCAGCAGAUAGUGGGGGUGGCCAGGAACCUUCCAGACAGAAAGUUCUUCAUUGGUGGUAAUGCAGCACUGAUGGGUGAGAGAAUGACAGCCAUGGGUGUUCAGGUAUUGUUAGGUGGACCAAUGGGUCCACAGGCCAUGAAGCUGCUGAGCUCCGACAUUCAGGUCCCGAGGGACUGCAUCAGGGCACAGGACGAAGUUCACCUCAUCCUGGAGUUUGGGCGCGGGGAGACCUGGGGGGACGUGGAGGCCGCCGUCGCCACCCGCUUCAUCUUUUCCAACGACAUCUCCAACGCGAGGAUGGAACCGCUGGAGGCGUUCUUCGGACAGCUUGAGCAGUUCCGCCCAGACUUGGUGGUCCUGUCCGGGCUGCACCUGUUAGAGAAGGAGAAGGAGAGUUUCAGACAGACACGGCUGGAGAGGAUCGUCCACAUGCUGAGGAACAUUCCUGCAGGCAUCGCUGUCCACCUGGAGCUGGCCAGCAUGGUCGACAUGGCGUUCCUGAAAAAAGUUGCAGCUGAGGUUUUCCCUGUGGUUCAUUCCAUUGGACUCAAUGAACAAGAGCUGACCUUCCUGUGCAAGUCUGUGGAUGGGCCACUCCAUGCAGAAGUUCUGGAAGGGGGCCAGCCGGAAAUCCCAGCAGUAAACGAUAUCCUCUUCUGGCUUCUCGACACUUAUGGCAAUUCAGAAGAGAACCCCACUUCCCGCUUCUCCCGGAUCCACUUCCAUUCGCUGACAUUCCACGUCACCGCUGCCCUCCCCAACCUAUGGGGGAACCUCCCAUCAGCCACUGCAGCAGGAUGCAUGGUGGCGCCCCAGCAGGCUUGUGGAGUGGAUGACAUCAUCACACCUGCAGAUACCGACUUAAAGAUUCCACUGGCAUUCCCACUAUCUGUGCAACACCCUCCACUGAGGAGGAGAGUAGUCAAGUAUGAUCCUUAUCAUCCUGUCACAAGCUGGAUGAGGGAAAAGGUAGAAUUUGCAUUUAGUCCAGUGUUAGUAUGUAAGAAUCCAAUCAGGACUGUUGGCUUGGGUGAUGCAAUAUCAGCAACAGGGUUACUAUAUUCCCAAUUCAAGGGAGCACAAUGAUGUUACUAGAACUGCUUGUUGUAGAUAAUCAUUGGAAAAUAUGUUUAUCAUAAAUGAGAGAAAAUAUUAUUUCAUCAGUUACUUUCUUUUGCUUUAUUGGGAAACAGGGUAACAACAUGUUUACUCCAAAAUGAUCAGUUAUACUGCCACUAGAAUUUUUGUUGCUGAGAACUAUUCAUGUGAAAGAUGUCAUCCAGAUAGGUGGAACAAGUGUUACUUGUAUCAAACUUCUCAAAAAGAACAGGGAUGUGCAAUGACCACUAACAGUUUCCAAUGCAAGUUUGCAUUUAUAGGAACUGGUGUUAAACACCACGUGACAGUCAGCCAACUGUUGCAUCAGGUUCGGUUGUCCUCCAUUUUCCUUGUAUUUCUUACUACAUAUUAAAUCAUAUCUGCUGCCACUAUGUUUUAUAAUGUUUUUAACCAUUCUCAACUCAUUCAACAACUAUAUAUGACAUGAACUCUUCCCUCAGCUUGACACAAUUUAUAGAACUACUUGUUUAUUUAAGUCAAAGGGCCUUGCAAUAAGAAUUGAAGACCAAACAUUUUGGGAAAGCAGCUCAGCUCUUUAAGGAGAUGCAGUAGGCAGGUGGGAAUGUCCUGUGAAAAUGUACUUGAAAGUCCUACUCUUAGAUACAUAAUGAGAAAAUUGUCUGAAAGAGUAGCGUAUGCCGUAUGGAGUUAGAUGAGGGUAGAUCAUUCUGUCAUUAAAAUGGUGCUUUCUGCUUCAAAA
This is a messenger RNA of Branchiostoma floridae (Florida lancelet), 2290 nucleotides long. Its product is annotated as ADP-dependent glucokinase-like. Lineage: Eukaryota; Metazoa; Chordata; Leptocardii; Amphioxiformes; Branchiostomatidae. Gene Ontology annotation, cellular component: endoplasmic reticulum. The transcript has 5 exons. The record is from RefSeq and is a predicted model, not a curated record. Gene Ontology annotation, biological process: glucose metabolic process. Gene Ontology annotation, molecular function: ADP-specific glucokinase activity. The coding region runs from base 136 to 1557 and encodes 473 amino acids.